Polyodon spathula (Mississippi paddlefish) is the source of this 2070-nucleotide messenger RNA. RefSeq lists its product as uncharacterized. Gene Ontology annotation, molecular function: protein heterodimerization activity; transmembrane transporter activity. Gene Ontology annotation, cellular component: plasma membrane. Gene Ontology annotation, biological process: bile acid and bile salt transport. The transcript has 6 exons. The record is from RefSeq and is a predicted model, not a curated record. NCBI's taxonomy places the organism in Eukaryota, Metazoa, Chordata, Actinopteri, Acipenseriformes, Polyodontidae. The coding region runs from base 142 to 1029 and encodes 295 amino acids.
CUCACACACAGAACAGCUUCUCACCACAGCAGGAAGUUUACUCUCCUAUUUGGUUGUGGGAGCACAAUUCUGACAAUAAUUUCAAAAACAUCGACGGAGCGAAGUUUCUCCAGAAUUCCUUUUAAAUUGAAAUUGUUUUCCAUGGGGAGAAUGUACCGAAUUUGGAUCAUCCUUUAUGCACUGCUCGAUGGUGCAAAAGGCUUUGUUAUCAAGAAUGCUCACCAUAGGCUGUGCUUGCAAGCUGUCUCUGAGUACGACAGCCUAGUAUUAGUGGAAUGCGAUUUGAACUCCAGCUUUCAGCAAUGGUUUUGGAGAGACAGCCUCCUCUUAGUCAGCAUGGCUACAGGGAAGUGUCUCUCAGCCCCCAAGGCAGAUUCUGUGCAGACCGCUGCCUGUGAAAAUGAAGCUCACCUCCAGUGGGACUGCCACAACAUGAGACUUAUCUCCAAGGCAAAUUCAUACUAUCUGACAGCCAACGAGAGCAAGGUUGCCAUCCUCUCCAGCAAGAGGAGCAGUAAUUCAAAGUGGAGGGGUUCCACUGGGGGCGUUGACAUCUGCAAGGAGAGACUGGAACCACACAGAGCAACAAGAAAAGCAGAUGGUUCUAAAACGGCUCAGCCAGACCCAGCUUCACAUGCUGGUGAAACGCAGACAGAGGGAAUGACUGACGCGCAAAGGGAAAAGUUACUGUGGUUCUACCGUACUGAGGACCCGUCUCCAUGGAAGUAUGCCAUCUUGGCUUUGUCAUUUGUGGCACUUCUGUUCGGCUUGUUUAUCUUGGGACUCAGCUCAAUGGCAAUGAAAAACAGGAAGGUUAUGGCACAAUACAAGGCAGCAUCGAAAGCAAACAACCCCCUGGAGAUGGAACGCAUGCUGGAGCAGGAGAAACAAACACAUGACCCUUUCAGUCACAAACUACCGUCAAAGACUGCUGCGUCCGACUCCCUUAAAACAGGCAACAUCACGAUCCAGUGGAAGGACGGGACCGUGUCCACACUCUUCCAAGACCAUUGCGAGGAGAACGUGUAGAAGCGUGCGCUGCUGUUUGAAUUGACGUGGAGACAAAUGACGUGAAACAGAAACGAGGUUAUGGUCAAACACUGAAAGGUCAAGCAUUAUUAAAUACAAUGCAUGUUUUGUUAUAUUAUAAUAUAGAUAGGAUUUCUAUUGUACACAUGCUUUGUCAGAUACGGGUCAUUCUGGCUCAUGUGGAGCAAAGUGUGUUUUCUCCAUUUGGGUUUGAAACGUAAAACACAUAUGUUUUAAGACAAUUGUUCCAAAGUAGGUAAUGACCUUAUUAUAAUUUGAAAGUAUAUUUUAAUGUUUUCCCAACAAAAAUAUGGUUGAUUGUCACACAUUGGUCCACUUGAUCUGGAAUAACCUGUAUGCCAUUUGUUAAAUUUACUUUCAGACCUCUUCAUAAUCACAAAUAUAGGCUGUGAUGAACGUCUGUAGAACAAGGCAGGCGUGCAGCUCAACCCAGAUUCCUUUCAGUUCAUCCACCUGCAGGCUGGAAUUUGUCAGAAGAAAAACAAAACAAAUGUCUUAUUUUUAUAACUAGCUUCUAAGAAUGCCAUCAGCAAGUGAUAGCUAAAAAGCAUUGCAUUGAUGCUGGGCAUGCAUGCUAAUGCUGUAUUGUUUAUUUAUGUAAUGUUUAAACCCUAACUGCCUGUCAACGUUUGGUUUUUAGAAGUGAUUUAAAAAUAAUCCACCAAAAUAUUUGAAAUAAUUUUUACAUGUAGAGAUCCCUCCAUAAAGAACUUAAUACUAGCUAAUACGAAGCUAUUGUUUUAUGCAAUUACCUGUGGAACACACUACCACCUGUCUUAAGUGAACACAAAGCUUUAGUUCCCUUUGAUGACAGCUGGUUAAUUCAGGUGUCACUGUGCAAAUAAAUCACUUGUCAGCUUCUGAAUGAUCUCAACAAAGCCAUUCAUUUGAAAAAUAUUAAUGCAACUAUUUGGGGAUAAUGUCUGCAGCAUUUUUUGUACAGUACUGGUACAACAGGAAAGAUAAAAGGCUCCAUUGCAUGCUUAUUUUGCUUAUAAAUAAUUUUUGAACUGCGAUCUU